AUGCUUUGCUUUCGAAGUCUCCCGCUCUACCUUGCCUGCUGCCCAAAUCAAGAUGUACUGAGUCCAGAGCGCGCUGGAUGCCCGGACGAAUACCUGAAUGCUGAACAUGCUGACUGCUGUUCUCGGGAAGACUUCCUGGCCCUUGUGGCAGCCUUGCCCUCGAGCAGCCACUACGAGGCACAGGAUCUGCUGUGGGCUUUCCUUCGUGACAUAGAUUGUUCAAGCUUGGAGGCAUGGAAGCUAUUCUCGGCAGGCUUCGCCCGCCACUCGAACUGGGAGGCGUCCCAGUUCCUCCUUAGCAACAGGUACCCAGAUGCUGGAGAUCAAGAUCAGGUGCUGGAGGCAGCAGUGGCUCUCAGUCGCGCCCUCGCCAAAAGCAUGCUGCGGCUGGAGGGUUUUCAGCAGUUUUGCCUUUGGCAGAGGGCAACGCGGAGUGGAAGGCAAGUGGUGGAUGUCCUACCUGAGGAAUGUGAGCAUGACUUGCUGCCCUUGUACAAGGAGACGGUGGCAAACCAUGAUCUGGUUGCCUACAGCCUCCUUUCAGAACUGGUGGAUAAGAGACUUGAUUUCAAGCCUCCUCCAUUGCAACCGUCGUCAGUAGUGGUCACGCUCCAGGUGGUUUGUACAGGAAAGUGGGCACGCAAGGGCAUUGCGACACUGCUGAGUCUGCUGCGCCGAAGGUCCACCAUGCUUAGGAUUUUCGUGUUGGGUGAUGCGGAGGGCUGGGAAAAUUUACAGGCGACUAUCCCGGAAGUUCUACAGCUGCAACAUGUGGAUAUGACAGGCGUCAGCUUCGAGCAUGUCGACCAUGAGAAGAUGUCGCAGUUUCAAACCUACAUGAAGAAAUAUCCACAAGACUGUUUCUUCGACAGCUCCAUCGAGAGGGCGAUGCUUGCACGAAUCCUCUGCCACAUGCUGCUCCCAGAAGAUGUGGACCAAGUCAUCUCCAUAGAUCUCGGAGACAUCCUCAUUCUAGACGAUAUCCGUGGUUUGUGGGAAAUUGGUUCGAACAUGGGCGAGCACUUCCUGGCCGCUGCCUACGCAGCUCCGCUCCAACAUGUGAAUGCCGGGACCGUGGUGUAUAACCUGAAGUGGAUGCGAGACCACAACUUCACGGACCUGACCCUAUUGGCUGCACGCCAUGGCUUGAUGAGAAGCGCCGAUGGCCAGUGCUUACGGGAUCAAGGCAUCCUCAAUGUAUUGAACGAGGAUGAGUUUCUAGCAGGCGUUGGCUAUUCUGAUAAGGCCAUCCUGCGAUUUCUGCCUUGUCGAUGGUCACUCUUUCCCAGUCUCGACUGGCAUCCAGCUUGGGAGAAGCCGGAGCUAUGGCCAGAUGCAAUGGUUCUGAGGCGUCGCUACCCCGGGAUCGUGUCUAGCAACCAGGUUGAGCACUACUGCCCAGAUGUCGUAGACUUGCUAUCAGCUUUUGCAUUCGUGCCGCUCACCGGCUCCAGGCAAGCAAGGGUCAGGGAGUAUGCUGCCUUGGGUGCAGAACCUCCGGCCAGAUACUGUUUUUCCCAACGCCUUGGUGAUCCGUGCUGUGCAUGCGGAGAGGCGGCUGCGCUCGUGCACAUAGCCGGAGAUCUCAAGCGCUGGCCGGCAAUGCAGGAGCUGCUGCGGGCCCACUGGCCCAGUUCCGAUUGGCUCGGAACUUUCGGUGCUUCGCAGCUUCUUGGCGAGACCACCGAGACCUCCAAGUGGUGGGGCGGCGAGUUGCGCAGCUUGGAGCUCAGGGAGAAGAGCCAGGAGCACCUGUAUCUCCUUGCCAGGCAAAGAGGCUUGAACUACGUCAUGCAGCGUGGAUCGGCAUGGUGCCAUACAUUUGCCACGAAGCUCGUGCAGGGCUUGCCCAGAUAUCAUGAAACAAGACUCGGUGAGCUGUCUCCUCCGUUGGUGCUCAGAAUCGACACGACGUCUACCAGGUUUCAGCUGCGCUUCGUAGCACCUGGGUUGUCCAUGGAGUUUGCAGUCCAUCUGGCAUCUGAGGCAGUUGUAAAGCUGCGAUGGCAAGAUGCUAAUGGUACGAAGGCAGUCGUUGAAAGCUUGGGUUCCGAGACUUGCAAGAAGCAUGUAGAAUGGAUACCGACACGUUGGAGCUUUACACGGCGCACCGUUGAGAUUGAUGUGUGUGGCGACAGUACGAAGUACAUACAAAACGAGGUGCCCAUAGUCGAAGCAACUACUCCUUUCACUCUCCUGGUCGGGUCAGAGGCCGAAGCUUUUUGGUCGGUGUGCUUGGACUGA
Messenger RNA from Symbiodinium natans, 2244 nucleotides. The record is from the annotation of a GenBank genome assembly. Lineage: Eukaryota; Dinophyceae; Suessiales; Symbiodiniaceae.